Molecule: messenger RNA, 876 nt
Organism: Enterobius vermicularis (human pinworm)
Lineage: Eukaryota; Metazoa; Nematoda; Chromadorea; Rhabditida; Oxyuridae
Source: the annotation of a GenBank genome assembly
AUGGAUUCACUGUUUCACCACCACCAGACCGCGGUAUCACCACUUUUACGCCCAAUGACUGUUCCGCUUCCAACAGGUCUGUCCGUGAUUCCAUGUCAUUUUACCCCAAGGGUUCCUGGAUACUCUGUUGGUUUUCCAGCAGUGCCGAUGCCGCCGUUUCCUAUUCCUGCGCCAGCCAUAUCAGCCAUUAUUUCUUCCAACAAGCAGUCCGUUAUUGACAGGAAAUUGCGGCGUAAAGCCGAAACGCACAAGACUAUACCUUGUCGAGCAUGGAAAGACACUGGUCGGUGUAAUUACGGAGCUCGUUGUAAAUUUGCUCACGGCGACGAAGAUUUAAGAAAAGUACCGGUGGAACCAGCUAAAUUGUUCAAUAAUCCUCGGUACCGCACAGAGUUGUGCGUGAAGUACCACUACCUUGGAUCGUGCCCUUAUGGAGACCGGUGUUCAUACAUUCAUGAACCAACUCCACAAGUUGACCUUGAAAGGUGCUUAGAAGAGCUCUCCACUGACUCAUCGGCCUCUAGCCAAAAUCAUGUACCUGGAGAUGGCGACGCAUUUCUAGAUCUGCACGAAGAGGAAACUACAAAAGACGCAGGGUCCAGUGACAAGGGUAAACAGGAACCUCCAAAUGUUUUCCGUGAUCCUUUCGUGUCUGAAGAGGAAAAAGAAAACAUUGAGUUAACUCCGCUACCAUUUAUGGAAUCAUUUUUAAAAAGGCCAUUCCACGAAUACAGUCAAGAUCUUUAUGUUCAUCGUUCAGGAAGAUGCGAACUGCAAGCUGAAGCUCUUCAAAUAUUAGAAUUGCUUCAAAUGCGGACAAAACCGGAAAGAGUUGCUGUGCCCAGCGACCACCCCUUUUCACCUCCUUUUGACUAG